AUGUCCUGGCUUAAGUUACACAACCCUACUAUAGACUGGCCUAAUAAGCGUAUCACUUUUAAUUCUCAAUAUUGUAACAACUCUUGUCUUUCUUUUUCUAAUUCUAUCCUGGGAAAUGUCGGUGGGACUUCCAACCACCUUGAAGGCAUACCAGAAGACUUAGGAGGUGUCGAGGUAAUUGAACCUCUUGAAGGCAUCCCUAGGGAAACUGGAGGUACUGUGGAUUCUCCACUUGAAAGUAUCCCAGUAGAACUGCGCAAUUUUGCGGAGGUGUUCUCUGAGGACAUGAAGGUGACGGAACUGCCGCCGCACCGUCCUUUUGAUUUAGGGAUUGAUUUAAUCGAUCCUGAUAAACCUGUUAAGGCUAUGGUAUACCCCUUGAAGGCAUCUGAUGAUGAGGAACUUAGAAAACUUCUUAAAGAACAAUUGGACAAAGGAUUGAUUUGCCCAUCCAAAUCCAAAUAUGGUUCCCCAGUUCACUUUGUCAACAAGAAAAAUGGGAAAAGGCGUAUGGUUUCUCUCAUUGAGAAACUAAGGGGCGCAAAAUACUUUUCCACCAUUGACCUGAAAUCUGGAUACAACUUGGUCCGGAUAAAGGAAGGUGAUGAAUGGAAGACUGCAUUUAAAACCAAAUACGGCCUGUUUGAAUACCUAGUCAUGCCUUUUGGGUUAUGCAAUGCUCCUGCUGCAUUUCAGCACUUCAUGAAUGAGAUAUUUAGGGACAUAUUGGACGUCUAUGUAGUAGUAUAUCUAGACGACAUCCUAAUAUUCUCAGAAAGCAGGGAAUUACACACAAAACAUCUCCAAGAGGUACUGAAAAGGCUGCAAGACAAUGCAUGCUAUUGUAACCUGGAAAAGUGUAAUUUCUAUGCGUCUGAAGUAGACUACCUUGGUGUCAUUGCCAAUGGUGAAGGAGUAAAAGCAGAUCCCAAGAAAAUCACUCAAGCGGUUGAUUGGGCAACACCGCGCUCUGUCAAAGGGGUUCAAGAGUUUUUGGGCUUUAUAAAUUUCUAUAGACGCUUCAUACACAACUUCUCAAAAUUGGCACAACCCUUAUACCAAUUACUCCAAAAGAAUAUACCUUGGGAGUGGGGUGAACGCCAAGAAGUGUCUUUUAAAGCUCUCAAACAAGCUCUAAUUGAAUCCCCUGUUUUAAUCCAACCUGAUCCAUACAAGGAGUUUUUCCUUGAGUGUGAUGCCUCUGAUUUUGCAACGGGCGCUGUCCUUAAUCAAAAGGGCAGUGAUGAUAAAUUACACCCGGUUGCAUUCCUAUCAAAAUCCCUAGCACCUGCUGAAAGAAACUAUGAUAUCUUUGAUAAAGAGUUACUAGCGGUAGUAAGGGCUUUAAAGGAAUGGCGUCACCUGCUGGAAGGAACAGUAAUCCCUGUCAAAAUACUAACAGACCAUAAAAAUUUGGAGUAUUUCCAGACAAAAAGGGAUCUGAACCAAAGGCAGUUAAGGUGGAUGGGAUUUUUGGCAGAUUACAACUAUAGGAUUGUGUAUAGGCCGGGCGCACAGAAUAGAAAAGCAGAUAUUCUCUCUCGCCGUGAAGACCACAAGUCUGCGGUCAAAGGGGGGGGUGAAACCCCUGUGCUCAUAAGCCCAGAGCUUUUUAUUGCAGCUAUUCAAACAGAUAGUGACCUUAAUGACUUAAUAAGGGACGCUCUGCAUGAUGAUAAAGCUGUACACAAAAUCCUUAAAUCCUUGGAAGAGGAUAUACCUGUUAAAGGAUGGAAGAUUGAUAAUGGCCUACUGUACUAUCAUGAUCGGAUCUAUGUCCCCAAUGAGCCAGAAAUCAGGAAAGCCAUCUUAGAAAGCAGGCACGAUAACCCUUCCACUGGGCAUCCAGGACAGUUCAGAACCCUAGACCUCCUCUCAAGGGAUUACUAUUGGUCAGGGAUGAAACAGUCUGUAACAAAAUAUGUCCAAGCAUGCGACUCAUGCAUACGUAGCAAACACUCCAACCGGGCUCCUGAAGGUCUCCUUCAAAACAUAGAUUUACCCAAUAAGCCCUGGGAGGAAAUAACGUAUGACUUGAUUGUAGGACUCCCCACCUCAGAAGGAUAUGAUGCAAUAUUAACAGUAGUGGACCGAUUAUCCAAAAUGGUUCAUUUUAUACCAACGCACUCUGAUGCUACUGCUGUUGAUGUCGCAAACCUCUUUGUAUCCUUUGUGUGGAAGUUACAUGGGUUACCCAGGAAAACCAUUUCGGACCGAGGCCCCCAAUUUAAUGCAAAAUUCUUGAGACAAGUCUACAAGCGGUUGGGGAUAGAACCACAUUUCUCCACUGCAUACAGACCACAAGUUGAUGGACAAAGUGAACGCCUGAACCAGUUUGUGGAAAUUUACCUACGCCACUACAUCAAUUAUAGACAAACAGACUGGGUUGCGUCACUACCACUUGCAGAAUUUGCGUACAAUAAUGGGAAACACUCAGGCUCCAAACACUCUCCCUUCUACAUGUGCUAUGGUUAUAAUCCAGACUUCACAGUUGGAAACACCAAGGAAAGCCAUGUCCCCCAAGCCGACGACCUAGCAGACUUCCUGAAAGAAAUCCAAACUGAAGCAAAAGCUGCUUUAGAAAUUGCUGCAAGACAAAAUGCGCAAUACUAUGAUCUAAACAGAAGGGAAGCAACCAAGCUGGAAGUUGGCGAUAAAGUCUAUUUGAGUAGCGCCAACAUCAAAACUUCAAGGCCUUCCCAUAAGCUAGAGCAUAAGCGAUUGGGGCCCUAUAAGGUCUUGGAGAAAAUUGGCAGGAACUCCUAUAAACUGGAUCUCCCUAAAUCCAUGAAGGUCCAUCCUGUCUUCAACAUUGCCCUUUUACACAAAAAACCAGUAGAUGAAUAUGACCGUGAUCCAGUACCACUCCCCCCAGUUGUCACAGCUGAUGGAGAAGAGGAAUAUACUGUUGAAAGGAUCCUAGACUCCAAGAAAGUGGGUCGACAAGUCAAAUACUUGGUUAAAUGGAAAGGGUAUGGACCAGAGGAUAACACAUGGGAACCCAAGGCCCACUUAGUCAAUGCCCCUGAAAAAUUGGCUAAGUUUCACCGUGAACAUCCAGAGGCAGCUGGACCUUAA
Molecule: messenger RNA, 3078 nt
Organism: Rhizoctonia solani
Lineage: Eukaryota; Fungi; Basidiomycota; Agaricomycetes; Cantharellales; Ceratobasidiaceae
Product: Transposon Tf2-7 polyprotein
Exons: 2
Coding region: 1-3078 (1025 amino acids)
Biological process (GO): DNA integration
Molecular function (GO): nucleic acid binding
Source: RefSeq, a predicted model, not a curated record